GUGUCCUUGGCACUGGAAGAACAACUGUGCGUUGCCUUUCAGGUGGCAGCAUCAAAGUUCAGCCAAUCGAAAAAGUCCUCAUAGCUAACCGAGGGGAAAUAGCUUGCCGCGUUAUGAAGACGGCGCGGAAACUGGGUGUCCGCACAGUGGCUGUCUUUAGUGAGGCUGAUAGGGACUCCAUGCAUGCGGAUAUGGCUGAUGAGUCCUUCUGUAUUGGACCAGCAGCUUCUCAACAAAGUUACCUCGACCAACAGAAAAUCAUUCAAGUUGCCAAGGCGACGGGUACCCAGGCCAUUCACCCUGGUUACGGAUUCCUCUCAGAAAAUACAGAAUUUGCCGAGUUGUGUCAGAAAGAAAAUAUCAUAUUUAUUGGACCUCCUUCUUCUGCUAUUCGGGAUAUGGGAAUUAAAAGUACCUCCAAACACAUCAUGUCAGCAGCUGGUGUGCCUAUCGUCGAGGGUUACCAUGGCGAGGACCAAUCAGAUGAGAAGUUGAGGUCAGAGGCGGAACAGAUCGGGUAUCCUGUCAUGAUCAAGGCCGUCAGAGGUGGCGGAGGAAAGGGGAUGAGAAUCUGCAUGGACGACAGUCAGUUUGACGAACAGUUCGAAUCUGCCAAGCGAGAGGCGAUCAAGUCGUUCGGCGAUGACGUCAUGUUGAUUGAGAAGUUUGUGGAGAUGCCGCGUCACGUUGAGGUGCAGGUUUUUGGGGACCAGCACGGGAAUUAUGUUUAUCUGUACGAAAGGGACUGCAGCGUUCAGAGGAGACAUCAGAAGAUUAUUGAAGAGGCACCCGCGCCGGGAAUUUCCGAUGAAGUGCGCAAGUCCCUUGGAGAAGCUGCUGUCAAGGCAGCCAGAGCUGUCAACUAUGUCGGAGCAGGGACAGUCGAGUUCAUCAUGGAUAAAAAUCAGAAGUUCUACUUCAUGGAGAUGAACACGCGUCUUCAGGUUGAACAUCCAGUCUCGGAGAUGGUGACUGGGGUGGAUCUGGUGGAAUGGCAAAUCAAGGCCGCAGCUGGUGAGAAGCUCCCCGUCACCCAAGAUGACAUCCCGCUCCAUGGUCACUCAUUUGAGGCCAGAAUAUACGCCGAGGAUCCGAACAAUCAAUUUAUGCCUGGGGCUGGUCCCCUUAGGCAUCUCUCUACACCAGCCCCCGAUAACAAAACGAGGAUAGAGACAGGUGUUAGACAAGGGGAUGAGGUGUCUGUCCACUACGAUCCGAUGAUUGCCAAACUUGUUGUGUGGGGCGACGAUCGUCAGGCCGCACUCAGGAGACUCAACAUGUGCCUCAAGGAGUAUAAUAUUGUUGGCCUGUCCACCAACGUUCAGUUCCUCGAAGACUUGGCUUCGCACCCAGAGUUCCAGGCCGGACGAGUCCACACGGGUUUCAUAGACGAACAUUACGAUGAACUUUUCCCGGAGAGGCACGUGACCAAUGCUAGUCUAUGCAAGGCAGCUUUAGCUACGGUGCUUAAUGAUCUAGGGUACACCCUGUAUAGAAGUUCUUUAGGAAAUGAUCCCUUUUCCCCGUUUUCUUUUGGUUCGGGUAUAAGAGUGAAUGAAAGUGCAUCAAAGAAAGUCACAUUGAAGAUUGGAGACAAAAGUGUUGAUGUCAAUGCGACCUUUACCACAGGAGAGUGUUUUACGAUGUCAAUAGGUGGAGACACUUAUUCUGUUACGGGUAGUCUUGCAUCGGAAGGAAAUCGGAUGGUAUUGACGUGUGAAAUUGAUGGCUAUUUAUCAAAAUCUAAUGUUGUAUUUGAUGAGAACAAGCUGCAUUUGUUUACUGCGGAUGGAGAAGAACAGUUCGCUCUGCCGGUGCCCAAGUUCUUGUCACAGUCUAAAGGUGGCGCUGUAACUGGUGGCGCCGUGGCGCCAAUGCCGGGAGUCAUCGAGAAAGUAGCUGUCAAGACCGGCGAUGCGGUGGAGCAGGGUGAUCCGCUGGUUGUGAUGAUUGCUAUGAAAAUGGAGUAUGUCAUCAGAGCUCCCUCUGCAGGCGUGGUCGAGAAAGUCUUGUAUAACGUCGGCGAUACCGUCGGGAAAGGAACGGCUUUGAUUAGUUUCGUAAAGGAGGCAGAGGAGGCAAGUAACGACUCAAAUGGAGAAUGAGGAUUUGGACGGUAUCAUCAAGAAUUGAUGAAGACUAUUGGUACAUGUAUCGUGGAGUGUGUUUUAGUGUGUUGUGUGAUCUCUAGGAUGUGGAUUAGAGAAAUUACAGACUUUGGACCGUCGGCUGCACCAGUGACUGAGUCAUAACAUAACAGUAUCGCGUGACUGCGUCUGACAAUCUAAGUUCUGGAGAAUGUUCGAACAGACCCUCACUUUGACUUCCCAAUAGUUGUCACACAUGCGUAGUCUCCUCAAACUCUUUUACAAUGGGUUCAAAUAUCAUAUCAACUCGUUUCAUUGUUAACAUCUCAACUGGUAGAUAUUUAUGUGGUGAUAAUUUUCUAUUCUUGGAAUAUAAACUGCUCGGAUCAUGACUACAUUUGUAUAGUCCUCAUGUUAAUUUCACCGGCUCCUUUUAAUCAUUACGUGUACAUUACAAACUUAAGCCAGGCAAAGAAGUUGUAAUAAUCAUGAUUUGUGCACAGCAUAUUUGCGAUCUGCAUGCAGCGGUGGUACACAUUUGAGAUCUUUGUGAAAGUCCUGGUAGGUUUCUACCGGGAUGUGCACUCUCAGAAUAAAUUUAGCAGCUGAACACAUUUGUUUAUAGCGAGACAGAGACGAAUUACUUGUACAUAAAUGUGUAUAGAAC
Messenger RNA from Lineus longissimus, 2754 nucleotides. Its product is annotated as methylcrotonoyl-CoA carboxylase subunit alpha, mitochondrial-like. Lineage: Eukaryota; Metazoa; Nemertea; Pilidiophora; Heteronemertea; Lineidae. Gene Ontology annotation, molecular function: metal ion binding; ATP binding; methylcrotonoyl-CoA carboxylase activity. Bases 114 to 2105 code for a protein of 663 amino acids. The record is from RefSeq and is a predicted model, not a curated record. Gene Ontology annotation, cellular component: mitochondrion. The transcript is spliced from 12 exons.